Messenger RNA from Cercospora beticola, 1665 nucleotides. RefSeq names its product MBL fold metallo-hydrolase. Lineage: Eukaryota; Fungi; Ascomycota; Dothideomycetes; Mycosphaerellales; Mycosphaerellaceae. The record is from RefSeq and is a predicted model, not a curated record.
CCCGUUCUUCUGCUGAGAAGAAUCUACUAGUCCGCAUCUCACUGCGGCCUUUUCAGCACUGGAGUUUAUGCCACCAGCUUCCCCGAAACGAUGCCGUUGCCGCACACAUGGGUCACUCUUCCUAGUACGUCGAUGGAAUUCCUUGUAUCAAAUGUAUUCAUACGCGGCCUCGGAAUCGAGGACGGUAGGGGAAAAUUGAGGAAACGAGAAAGGCUGUCCCGUCCCGGAUCGUGGCUUCCUUCGAGAUCAGGCAAUAUUCGUACCCGCAAGCCGUUCGCUGCAUGUUGAACUGCAAGGCCUUUCCGAUCGCACCCAUCGACCAUGGCACCCAAACUGAGUGUUACCCAUAUCGGCACAGCGACUGCAAUCCUCGAAAUCAAUGGAGUGAAGCUGAUCACCGACCCUUUCUUUUCACCAGCAGGCACGCGUUUCCCAAUAACGGACGACUUCGCUCUCGUUGUACAUCAAAACCCCGCAUUGUGCCUCGACCAGCUUCCCGUCAUUGAUGCUGUUCUCCUGAGUCAUGAGGACCAUCCGGAUAACCUUGACGACCUCGGCCGUCAGCUCCUAGACGGCCGGCUGGUGUUCACCACCAUAGACGGCGCGAAGAAGCUCUCACCUCGCCCUACUGUGCACGGGUUCGAACCCUGGCAGACGUUAAAACGAGUGCGCAUCGCAGGGAAACUUUUCCAGAUCAUUGCCACGCCGGCCAAGCACAAAGAUGGCGACGAAUGCACUGGUUUCCUCAUCACAGGCGUCGAGGGGUACGAGGACUGCGGUAACUCCUUUGGUUUCAGUGCUUCUGGUCUCCCGAAUGCGAUCUACUUCAGUGGCGAUACGGUGUAUAUUCCCGAGCUGAAACGCAUCGCUGAGCAGUACCAUGUUUGCGCUGCCAUCAUGAACCUUGGCGAUGCGCAGGUGUUGCAUGAUAUUGAGGAUCCGGAGUCGGGGACGUACCAGAUCACGAUGGAUGGGAAGUCUGCGGCCAGGUUGUUUCGUGAUCUCAAGGCGGAUUGUCUGAUUCCGAUGCAUUAUGAGGCUUGGGAUCAUUUUACUGAGGAUGGGUAUAAGCUGAAGAAGGCUUUUGAGGACGAGGGUAUUGCGGAUAAGGUGAAGUGGCUGGAUCCUGGGAGGCCCGUUGCUAUCUUGUAAAUGGCUUCAGCCCUGUCAGAUUAGUUCGUGACAUGUUGGAGUCGCUGAGUAGUUUGUCCUCAGAGCAUUGUUCCUGCCGCACGUGGCAUCCGGGCUUGUCUCGAUCAACGGCGGCCUCAUGGGAGAUUCAUGCCGCAUCACCUGCUCAAGUAAGCAGGAUAGAGCAUAGAAUGGUGAUGAGAACAGCUCGUCCAGGCCACGAUUCGCUUCCAGCGUAUCAACGGACAUUUGUCCAGAUGGCCAAAGGGCUGAUGGUGCUCUGUGUACGAAUCAAGCCCGGGGAUCAAGCACCAAAGUCCCGUCCAUACUCCAAUGCUCGGAUAAGCUUCUCGUGUGCCGUACUUUCGUAUGCAUCUGGAGUAUCGAGGGUGUGUUGAAAAGGUCUUGUACAUAAUUUACACUUUCUUGGCACUGCAGGGAGCGGUGUCCUUGCGACGCGCCUCUUCUCGCGUCUUUCUUUCCUUCCACCACAUCCAGAAGACACGACUUUCCUGCUAGCACUGUAGCACAGCA